AUGGUCCACCUGAUUUGCCUUUACAUCGUAUUGUUCCACCACUAGUGACUUAACUAAAAGUCAGUCUUUAUUUCAUAUAUUCUAUUACAUUAGUAUAGAAGCAGGAGUUUUUUAAUUAACUUUUCAAUUGCAUAUCAACUAAAUAUUGUGGGAAUCAUGGGAGCAUAUAUACCACCACCCAAUGAUCGAGACGAUAGUAAUAAAGAUAAAGAUAAAGACAGUAAUAAAAAUAAUAAAAGUGAAGUAACUAAAGUUACUCCAUCUUCAGCAUCUUCAGCAGGUUCUACUACCAUUACCAUUCCAAAUCCUGCUAAUUUAAUCCCUCAUAAUCCUAGUAUAGGAUUAUUCUUUGGACCAUUUACACCAGCAUCAGAUAAUUUACCAGCUUUAUAUGGUAUGGUAGGUUUACAAUUCCUAAUAGGAGUUGGAUGUUUCCGUCAUGCUCGUCUGAUUAUAAGAAAUCGAAAUCUUAUACCUCAAGGUAGACCUCGAAGUUCAAUAUUUAAAGCAUUAAUACCAAUUUUAGGAGGUAUUGUAACAGUAUUUGGUAGUGGAUUAGAAUUAGCAAGAUUAGCAUUACCAUAUGAUCCAUGGUAUGAAGAAGCUAAAUAUUAUCGAAAAUUGGCUACUAAAUUAGGUGAUCCUCCUAAUCCAUGGUUUGGAGCUUAUAAACUUUAUCGUCCUAUGGAUUUAAGUUCUUGGAUUGAUAGAACUGGUAGAUGGAUAAAAAGUGCUGAUGAAGAUGAAUCUAGUCGAUCACAUAAUUCAUUUGUAUUUACAUCAGGAAUUGGACCGGAUGGUAAAGUCAUACAAGUAAAUGAUCCAAAAGCUCAACAAAUACAAAGACAGAAAUAUGUUUCAAUAUAUAAUGAAUUACAUUCAUUAAAUGAAAAUAGAUUUAAAUACUUACUAGAAUAUGAUCUUAAAGAUGUUUAUGAUUUAAAUAAAGCAGAAAGAAUUGAUCUUAUAUUAGAAGGUAAAUCUCCUUAUGUUAAUCCUCAGUAUACAAAGGCAUCCAUUCAAUUAGGAAAUUUUUCAAUUGAAUCAGAUGAACAAUUUGAAAGAGCAUGGUUAAAUUUUGAACCAUGGGAAGAAUUAAAGCAAGAAACUGAAUAUGAUAUUCGAAUUAUUACUCAUUGGUUUCCUAUUGUUGAUACUGAAGAAGAACAGUAGUUUAUAUAAACAAACCAAUAAAAUAAAAUAAAAUAAAAUAAAUAAAUAAAUAAUUAUUAUGACUUUAUACUAUUUAUUCAGUGACUAUAUACAAGAAAUACUAAUAUACA
Molecule: messenger RNA, 1283 nt
Organism: Scheffersomyces amazonensis
Lineage: Eukaryota; Fungi; Ascomycota; Pichiomycetes; Serinales; Debaryomycetaceae
Exons: 1
Coding region: 157-1173 (338 amino acids)
Cellular component (GO): mitochondrial inner membrane
Source: RefSeq, a predicted model, not a curated record